AUGACACGGAAAUUCGAGACCUACACCUUCUCGAACUCAAAGUUCUUCGCUGAUAGAGGGCCAAAGUUUGGUGUAGCUGAACCCAUUACGGAGCGUAUAAACCCUCACUCAAAGCCUAUUGUAUCCUACUAUGCGCCGAAAGGUGUUGGAGAGCACCAUUUCGGUGAAAGGCAUCCUAUGAAACCACACAGGAUGACUUUGACAAACUCUCUUGUCAUUGGCUAUGGUCUGGAUAAGCAGAUACACAAUUGGUAUAACCCUCGACCAGCCACGCGAGAGGAACUUGAGACGUACCAUGACCCUGCUUACAUCGACUUUUUGUCCAAAGUCACUCCCAACAAUGCAGACCAGAUGAAGGCGAUGAUCGAUCAAUUCAACUGUGUCGAAGACAACCCUAUUUUCGCCGAUAUGUAUGACUUCUCACGGAUGUACGCCGGUGGCUCGUUGGCCGGCGCAAGGAAGCUCUGCGCAGGAACAACCGAUAUUGCCAUCAACUGGUCGGGCGGUUUGCAUCAUGCGAAACGCGGCGAAGCUAGUGGCUUCUGCUUCGUGAACGACAUCGUCAUAGCUAUUCUCGAGAUGCUUAAGUACCACCCGCGCGUCAUGUACAUCGACAUCGACAUUCACCACGGCGACGGUGUCGAGUUCGCGUUCUACCACACCAACCGUGUCAUGACGGUCUCCUUCCAUAAGUACACCGGUGACUUCUUCCCCGGCACCGGCAAGCUUGAUGACAACGGCGCCGGCAUGGGCAAACACUUUGCGUUGAACGUGCCGUUGAAAGAUGGCAUCGAUGAUGAUAUGUACAUCGUGCUGUUCAAACAAGUCAUCAACGACGCCGUCGACCACUUCAAGCCUUCUGCCAUCGUACUGCAAUGCGGCGCAGACUCACUCGGCCUCGACCGUCUCGGCGCAUUCAACCUCAGUAUAGCGGCACACGGUGAAUGUGUCAACCAUGUUCGAGCUUUCAACGUGCCAUUACUGGUGCUUGGCGGUGGAGGCUACACCGUGAAGAAUGUCGCGCGUUGCUGGACGUACGAGACGAGCGUCUUGACGGGCACAAAGGUGCCCAACGAGUUGCCUAUGACGAUCUAUGACCCACAAUUCGCCGAAUCGGACUACAAGCUUCACCCAAAGCUCAUCGGGACGGUCGACAACUCGAACACGGCGGGGAGUUUACAGCGUAUCAUGAUAUCCAUCCGUGAGAAGCUGAGGUACCUAUCGCAUGCCCCUAGCGUUGGUAUGCAGGAAUUGCCCCCUGGGCUUGAGGAGUGGCUGGCGGAGGAGACGAAGACUCCACUUGAGCGCGAGGAGGAGGAACACGGUACGGCCCGUACGGGCGAUUCCCGGAGUGAGGACCGCACAAUGGCAAAUAACGAGUUCUUCGAUGCCGAGAUGGAUGUGGACCAGGACGAUAACGUGUCUAUUGACGGUCCCGUCGAGAGUAAGCCGCCUUCUAAGGAGGCGCCGGUGGCUAGCACUCGUGGGAGAGGACGUGGUGGGAGACGGGCGCGUGGACGAGGUCGUGGGCGCGGACGAGGUCGUGGGGCGGCUGCGGCGGGUAAGGCUGCGAAAGAGGGCGAGGUUGACGAGAGCGAAGAGUCCACAAGCGAUAGCUCUGAUCCCGAGCCCACUCCGGCGAGGCGAGCAAGGGGACGAGGAAGAGGGCGUGGUAGGGGUAGGGGGCGAGGGCGAGGACGGGCGCAUAAAACUCCCGAAGAGGUUGCCGAGGACUCAAGUGAUGAUGACUCCAACGCGAAGGAAAGAUCACCCAUGGGUGCGGCGGAAGAGGAGGAAGACGGACCCGAGGAAGAAGGCAUGGAUGAGUCUUGA
Messenger RNA from Peniophora sp. CBMAI 1063, 1833 nucleotides. The record is from the annotation of a GenBank genome assembly. Lineage: Eukaryota; Fungi; Basidiomycota; Agaricomycetes; Russulales; Peniophoraceae.